CUUACCUAGUAGGCUAGUAGCCUAGUACACAUAGGUUCAGAAGCAAGUCACGACAUCCAAGAAUCUUCGGCCUAGAACGAAGGUUGAUGUUGUUUUAAACGCGUUGCUUUCUUCUCAGACUACUCUGCACUCGCCUUCUUCAAUCCCACUGAGCAAAUGAGUCGCCACCCUGAAGUUCUGUGGGCACAGCGUUCUGAUAAGGUUUACCUUACUGUUGCUCUACCUGAUGCCAAGGAUGUUUCUGUGAAGUGUGAACCUCAUGGAUUGUUCAGUUUCUCUGCUUCUGGUGUUCAACAUGAACCCUACAGCUUUAGCUUAGAACUUUAUGGAUCAAUUGAGCCAGAGGGUUGUAAAAUUAAAGCUGGCUUAAGAAACAUACUAUGCUCAGUUCAAAAAGGCCAAAAAGGUUGGUGGAAGAGGCUACUGAAGUCUGAAGACAAGCCUGCACCCUACCUGAAAGUUGAUUGGAACAGAUGGUGUGAUGAGGACGAUGAAGAGUCAGCUUCUGAUUUGGCAUCUGAUGAUGAUGCGCCGUUUGGUCAAGAUGAUGGAAGCAGUGAUGAUGACGGAAUGUUGUAUCUCCCUGACUUGGAAAAGGCUAGGGGCUAGUAACUUUUAGCAAUACUAACAAAUAUUUAUGAAGCUUGAUGGAGAUGGAAUCAUAUGGAACUAUUUAGAUAGGUUCAUGGAUAGACUACUUGAUAAAAAGCAUUGUGAUGUAAUUGUAGCUGUUCUGUAUAUAAAAUGUUCUGAAAACUUACUCUUGAUUUUCUUUGAUUUCUUAGCAUCAAUUCAGGUGAGAUUUCUAUCA
Molecule: messenger RNA, 811 nt
Organism: Lotus japonicus
Lineage: Eukaryota; Viridiplantae; Streptophyta; Magnoliopsida; Fabales; Fabaceae
Product: co-chaperone protein p23-2
Exons: 6
Coding region: 157-609 (150 amino acids)
Biological process (GO): protein folding; chaperone-mediated protein complex assembly
Cellular component (GO): cytosol; nucleus
Molecular function (GO): Hsp90 protein binding; protein-folding chaperone binding
Source: RefSeq, a predicted model, not a curated record